ACGCCGGCCAUGGCGGGGAGAGCCAAGUCCAGAGGCCCCAGACAGACGCCCAGCAAUCUGGAGUCUGGUCUGGGACGCGACUCCGCACGCAAUAAACUGCCGUCCAUCAUUGCUUAUGAAGAGGAUGAAAAAGAGUCACUGGCUUGGAAAUAUCUUUCUCUUACCCAGAUGAUUGAUCUUAACCAAUUAACUUUGGAGGGCGUUGAAGAAAGGUUGAGAGAAUUUCUAGAUCUUAGAGAGUGCCAGAUCUCUUUGAAGGAUGGCAUUAUCUUGGAUUAUUAUGUCUCUGGGUAUUGGUGGGCCAAAGAGCAGAAUUUCACCAUGAAACAGAUAUCCAGCUUCAUGACACUAUUAAGAGUAAUUCUGGACAAUGUCAGUAACAAACGCCUGCCAUUGACGGAUAAUGUAAAGGAGCUUGUGAAAGUCAUGUCAGGAAAUAACCAAUCAAGUUCACAACCAAAUGAUGUGAAUUUCCCCAAUGAAGAGUCCAAGGCUAUUAUUAAUUACAUAAAAAUCAGUUUAUUUCAGCACUACAAACUAUAUGAAUUUAUUUUCACACAGAUUCCAGAUACAGAAAUUCUAAGAACAGAGCUUGAAGUUGAACUUGUCAUGCCACCAGACCCUUUCCCCCUGCCAUUGGAAGAGGGUAUAUCCUGGGAUAUCUUUGCCUCCUUUGUACAACUACCACUCAAAGAUUCGGAACUUGAGGAUGCACAAGAGCAUGAGGAGAGUAAGGAUACCACAGAUAUUACUACCAGGGAUCGCUUGGCAUCUUACACUAUAGAUGAUGUCAAGUUAGUGCUUGGUCAAGUAACAGCAGACGUGCUUGGGAGGGUCGAGACUGAGAUAAAUGAAAAGCUACACAAGCAGGAAGAGGCCUAUAGUGCAAGGAUCGAAAAACUGAAAAAUCCCUGAGGCGAGUUACAAAAAGUAACUGUCAGCAUUCCCUACGUAUCACAACUCAGCAAGAUAUACAAUUUGUCUUUUGCAAGUUAUUUGUUUCCAUGUAUUAACUUAUUCCAAAGUGUGUAGUAAAAAGAAAACCUUGAAGGUAGAUAAACUGAUGUCUACUUCUACCUAAAAGUUACUAUCUUGGUAUUCUUCAAAAAAAAGUAUUUGCUGACAGGGAAGAGCCAUGAGUCAUUUUGUCACUGUGAUAAACUGUAUGUGACAUAAUGAUAUGUUUUGACAUGAUGUGUAUCAUUGUAUCUUGCUAUAAAACAAGUAAAAACAUGUUUACUAACACUUUUUCAUGAAAAUGUUGCCCAUUGAUAUCAUUGUCCUUGCAUUUGAUAGAGUCUUAUCACGUCU
Molecule: messenger RNA, 1311 nt
Organism: Callorhinchus milii (elephant shark)
Lineage: Eukaryota; Metazoa; Chordata; Chondrichthyes; Chimaeriformes; Callorhinchidae
Gene: cabcoco1
Product: ciliary associated calcium binding coiled-coil 1
Exons: 8
Coding region: 10-915 (301 amino acids)
Source: RefSeq, a predicted model, not a curated record